AUGCGACGUGCGGACCGUGUCCGGACCCUAUGGAUUGACAGUCUUUGCACGAACCAAGAAGAUACCAAAGAACGUGAGCAGCAGGUCAGACUGAUGCGGAAAGUCUACAGCCUCGGACAAGGUAACUUGAUCCACCUCGGACCAGGCAGCGUGCGUUUGUACCAGGCCAUGGGCGAUAUCAACACUAUCCUGAACAGUCUGCUGGCCCCAACCGGAGAGAAAGAAGUCGAAGAGACGGAUCCAGAUGCUGGGGCGCCAUCUCCGGCCGUCGGGACGACUGUGCCACGCCUUGCGGACUGCACUUGCCUCGAAGAGUUCUUCGACCUGCCAUAUGUCAGCUUACUGGUGCCUGACUACUCCAAAUCUACGCGCAAUGUGCUUCGCGACGCUUCACGCUUUGCACUGUCGAGAGAUCAUUGCAGGGUAUCAGACGUUCUGCGGGAGGUUAGCCUGUCGCCCGAAGACCUUGGCACAGCGGAACAGAUUUCAUGGGUGCCUUCCUGGCAGCGUCGCUGGGACUUCGAUGUGGACCCGGUGUCGUUCGGAAAAGGCUUGUUCAAUGCUGACGGUGGUAUUCUCUCGGACCUGGACUCAUCCAACAGCGCUCAAGAAGCACUCGCCGACGCAGACAUCCUCGAAUUGACUGGUCUGGUGCAUGACUGGAUCCAGUCAGACAUUGGGCCCACACUUACCACAGACGCUCGCUACAACUUCGUGCAACUCAAGACAUGGCUCGAAAAAACCUUGAAGCUCAUCAGCGCAUCAUUACCUCCUAUCGUGGUGGCUUCUGUCCUGCUGGCCGAGACGAACUGGGCACUCCAACGGGCUACCGCGCAGGAGCUGGCCGAGUGGACAUACCUCGAAGCCUGGAUGGCGCACAAUGACAUACACCCGCCAUCCCUAUAUGAUCUCACUGAUGAUACUCCUCCACCAGACGCAGCGGCCAUGAGGUCCUUCUUCGCGCUAGGCAUGGCUUGCGUCAACAGGCGCGCGUUCCGUACGGCGUCUGGCUAUGUGGGUUUAGGACCUCAGGUGAUGCGUGAGGGGGAUCUCGUGGUGAUAUUGAUCGGUUGCGAGACACCGUAUGUGCUGCGGCCACAUGUGAAUGGCACAUAUCGGCUACUUGGACAUUGUUAUGUGUAUGGUGUGAUGGAUGGCGAAGCUAUGCGUGAGCAUCGCCGGAGGUGGGAUGCGGACCAAGUGUUUAGACUUUGUUGA
Saxophila tyrrhenica is the source of this 1218-nucleotide messenger RNA. RefSeq lists its product as uncharacterized. Lineage: Eukaryota; Fungi; Ascomycota; Dothideomycetes; Mycosphaerellales; Extremaceae. The record is from RefSeq and is a predicted model, not a curated record. Bases 1 to 1218 code for a protein of 405 amino acids. The transcript has 2 exons.